AUGUCUUCCUCCCCGACGGAGCGCUUCAGGGAGCUUGCACUCGAAAGCAUGCCGCCCAUCACCCGCCUCCAGAGCCGGAGGCAUGAGCAGCAGCAGCAAGAACAACAUCCCCACCAAUAUCAGCAAGCGCAAGCGCUAGCCCAGGAGCAAGAGCAGCUCCAGGGGCAGCUAAUAAAGAGUGAAGAAGAAGAGGAGAUGGAGGACUCGAGCGUUUCUUUCUCUGAGUCCGACGCCGAGCCCGAGUUCGACAUCGACGAAGACGGGAUCAUGGUUUCCCCCUCGGGGCUCCGGUACUCUUUAGAUCUGCUUGACGAGCAAGCUCGUGACAACGUCGCGCGGGCGGUCGAGGUGCCGUCGCAGCUCGCCUUACGCGGCUGCCAGCCAGGCGACGAGCGCUGCCUCUUCCUCAUCACCGAGCCUGUCGAGUACACGGUGCGCACGGGCACCGCGCAGAGCGGCUACGGCGUGCCGAGCUGCACGUGCGAGGGCGACGAUGGCGACGAGCGUCCCUGCCGUCACAUCCUCUGGCUCUUCGACCGCAUCGCCGCCCAAGUCCUCGGCGAGCACCAGCCGCAGCUCCUACCCCUCUCCCCACACGGCCACGCCGCCGCUCUCGGUGAGAACCCCUACGAUGCCAUCGCUGCCUUCCACCUCGAUAUGCUGGCCGACUGCCUACAUUGCGGCAUCGUCGGCAGCCCUACCCCCGACGACGGCGGUGACGACAACAGAUAUGAUAAUAACGACGAUAGUGACGACGAUGCUGUACGCCGAGACGGCCCGAGCCCCCGCCGCGUCCAGGAGACGCGGGAGCUGCUCGCCACGCUCAGCGAUGUGCCGGCUGAAGCGUACCGCCCGGACCUGUUCGAAGACAACAACGACAACAACCAUCAACGCCUCUAUCGCGGCGCACACCAGGACCGCCGGGACUGGGACCGCAACCGCCGCGGCGGCGCUGGGCGCGGGCGCGUUGUUCGACGAGGCGACCUCGAGCAGACGGUCGCGCGUAUGCUAUUGCGCAACGACGACGUCUUCGAGUCAUUCCUCACAGCGGUAAAGGCGGACGAGCGGCGACGCGGAGCGGGGCAGGUGCUGCGGUUCCGGAGCCUGCUGCGACGCGCCGAGGCAGCCCUCGCGGGGCUGGGGCAGCACGCCCGGAGAGGGCGUUCGGUACGGCAGGGGGGGGUGUGGGGGAGCGACAGCACCAAGCCGAAGGACGUCGCGUGGUGCGCCUCGCACCUGACGGCGGUGGCGCGGCAGCUCUACGCCGCGAUCCACACGACGGCGCGUCCGCUCAAGGCAGCCGAGCUGCGCGAGGCGGCGCGCGCCGCGGUGCGCGUGCUGCAGCGCGUCGUGCUCGACUUCGCGGCGGACCUCGACGAUGCCGACGACGCCGACGCCGACGCAAGGGCGGACCGCGGCGAGCUGCCGAACGGGGAGGGCGAGGCGCCCGCCGCUCCUCGCGAGAGCGCAAACCUCUACUGGCACCUCGUCGGCGCGCGCGACGGCAACUUCGUCGUCGACGUGCUCGCGUCGAUCCCGCCCGAGGUCCUGGCGCCCUGGAUCGAGGACCUCGCCGCCGUCGAGGCGCGGGUCGCGGCGCUCGGCGCCCCCGCGUCGUACCGCGCGCGGCUGCGCGCCCUGGUAGAGCAUCUGAGAUCGCGGCGCGCGGCCGCAACGGCAGCAGCAGAGGCGGGCGGCGCGGAGAGGGGUAGCGGACGCGUUGGCAAGGAAGACUGA
Messenger RNA from Durotheca rogersii, 1737 nucleotides. RefSeq lists its product as uncharacterized. NCBI's taxonomy places the organism in Eukaryota, Fungi, Ascomycota, Sordariomycetes, Xylariales, Xylariaceae. Gene Ontology annotation, molecular function: zinc ion binding. The coding region runs from base 1 to 1737 and encodes 578 amino acids. The record is from RefSeq and is a predicted model, not a curated record. The transcript is spliced from 2 exons.